Hemibagrus wyckioides is the source of this 7306-nucleotide messenger RNA. Its product is annotated as NACHT and WD repeat domain-containing protein 2. Lineage: Eukaryota; Metazoa; Chordata; Actinopteri; Siluriformes; Bagridae. The transcript has 8 exons. The record is from RefSeq and is a predicted model, not a curated record. Gene Ontology annotation, molecular function: protein binding. Bases 224 to 5467 code for a protein of 1747 amino acids.
AGAGAGCACCGCGAUCCCCAUUAGACAGCGCGGCGAACAGGACGAGUCUGUUUCCCUCGCCGUCAUUUAAGCGGAGGAAAGCGAGACAGAGCACGGGCACGAUGCUGCCUCUCACCGCCGGCUCUCGCGCAACAUCAGCAGCAGCAGCAUCUUCCUCAGGCGGAAACCCGAGGUGCUGCUGAUUCCUGCGGAUCCGCGCUCUGCUCCAGUCAAAAGCUCGGAAAUGAAGAGAAUGAACCCUCGCUGGAAGUCUUCCCCGAUGUGGCCGUCCGGAGUUGGCAGCAGAUUGCCGUGUCCUCGCGAGUCAGCGCUGCGCAGAGCGGCCAUCAGUGGAAACGUGCUCGCGCUGCCGCCAUAUCACGUGCCCACGGGCCGGAGCGUGCGCGUCUUCAUCUGCGCCAACCCAGACGAUACGGAGGCAGAGAGGAAUGCCCUGAAAGAACAUGUCUACCCCAAGCUGAGGGACUUCUGUAGAGAAAACUAUGGCAUUGAGUUCCAGGUAGUGGACCUGUACUGGGGUGUGGACCCAGAGGAGUGGGACAGUCCAGAACUACAGAGACUGCGAAUGAAGCUUCUAGAGGAAUGCCUGAAGACUUCUGCAGGUCCAUGCUUUGUUGGUUUGGUGGGGGAGAAGUACGGCAGCAUUCGUGUUCCCGGUGAGGUGGAAUCGGCUGAGUUUGAGAUGAUUCUAGAUGCUGCAGUAGAAGCGGGUCUGGACACACGGAUCCUGGAGGAGUGGUACUGCCGGGAUGAAAACUCAGUACCACCGGCAUACUACCUCAAACCCAAAGCUGAGACGCUGAAAAACUACCAGAACUCGAUGGAGUCGAGCAGUGUUGCGAAGGCCAAGAAUGCUAAAGCUUGGAGAGCAGUUUCUGAAGAGAUCAAGAAAAUCUUCCGAACUGCAGUCCUUCAACUACAAGAGAAAGGAACCAUGAAAAGUGCACAGGCCAAAAAAUUUCUUUGUUCGGCACUGGAGGAUGAACUGGACUUUGCUUUAGGAAAACAGACCCCGGCCUUCUUGAAGAAGUGUGUGUGUUACAUUCGCAAAAUCUCCAACUUUGACCGCUUUGCCAAGAUUCCUGACAUGGCCCGCUACAUGGACAUUGUUAUGAGUGGGGAUCGCAUCAUGAGGAACCAGGAGGCCUAUGAGCGUCUUCUGAAAGUCAGAGAUGAGUUCAUUCCUACAAUAGUCGCAGCAUCCAACCUCCGUGUCUAUUCCUCAGUCACCCAUUGCGACAUGAAGCUGGGCUACUCCCAAGAGGUAGAGAGUCACUAUGUGGAGGGUCUGUGUAAGCAGUUCUAUGAGGACAUGGUGGACAUUAUUCAAGCUACUGUCCAGCAAAACUUUGACACAGAAACAGAUCCACUAUACGACGAGAUUAUUCAACAUCUUUCGCUGUGCAAGACAUUUUCCUCGUUUUAUGUGUAUAAAAGUGAGGUCCUGGAUAUAGUGCAGGAAUACCUGUACCCAUCCAAAGGAGGGAGAAUAAUGCCACUAGUCGUUUAUGGAGGGCCAUGUACAGGAAAGACACUGCUGCUUGCUGAGGUGGCUAAACAGGCAUACUCAUGGCUUCAGAAAGAAAUGGGGCCAGAAACAGAUCCUGUCAUCAUUGUUCGCUUCAUUGGUUCAUCCGACCUCUCUACAGACCUCCGCAACCUACUCCAAAGUAUUUGUGAGCAGAUUGCCAUAAACUAUCGCUGCUUAAUCCACUACCUACCAAACAAGAUUGAAGAGAUGAGAGAAUUGUUGAUAAACCUUCUGGGAGAGUCAUCCUUCCAUCGACCCCUAGUGAUCAUACUAGAUUCUUUGGAACAGCUGUCAGAAGCAGAUGAGGCACGUAAGCUGUGGUGGUUGCCUAUCCAACUCCCUUGUACAGUCCGCAUUGUGGUAACAACCUUGCCUAACAAACAUGGGAUUCUACAGAAAUUACGUUGCCUGAUUCAUGAUGAGGAUUGCUAUGUAGAAUUGACACAAAGAGACCGUAAAGCAUGUAGCCAAACACUCAAACAGCAGCUUCUGAGUGUCAAACGAAAAGUAACCUCAGGCCAACAAAUAUAUGUAAACGAAGCACUGGCUAAAUGUACACUGCCUAUGUUUGUCAACCUUAUCUAUCGUGAGGUGGUACACUGGCGCUCACACAAAGACGUUGAUGAAAAGUCUCUUUGCUCAACAGUGCAUGAGAGCAUAGAACAUCUCUUCAUCUCCAUUGAAAAUAAGCUGGGAUCCCACUUUGUCUUUCGUGCAUUGGGAUACAUUACAAUGGCACGUGUAGGGUUGACAGAGGUGGAACUGGAGGAUAUACUAUCUUUAGACAAUAGUGUACUUGGAGACAUCAUGGUAAACUCAAAUCUAACAAAUCCCCUGCGAAUCCCCUAUGAUCUCAUUGCUCAACUAAGAGAAGAGCUGGAGGGUUACUUGGUGGAGCGUCAAGUUCGGAAUGUAACCCUUUUGGUGUGGGCAAACAGGCAUCUCCAUCUCAUUGCACAAAAGUUGUAUCUCAGUAAUGAAGAAGAUGUGCAUCAAAUGCACAGCCUUUUAGCCGAGUAUUUCCUUGGGGUAUGGGCAGGUGGUAGAAAGAAGAUUUUCCACUGUGACAACAAUCACUUUGCCUCAUUAAACAUCUCUCAGCAUCGGAACCCUCACAACCAACAAAGCCUUCAUGGCCACGACAAAGCCUCUGCUGACAAGCAUUCCUAUGACCGGCAGACUCCAGAACAACCCUGGGUGUUCCAAUGCAACUUACUUGAGCCAGACAUCUUCUUUGUCAAUCACCGAAAAAUGACAGAACUGUUAUUUCAUUUGACAAGGAGUGGGAGGACAGAUGACCUCAUGUAUGGUGUUAUUAUGAACUUCAGUUGGUUAUAUACGAUGAUAAAGAUUGGACAGUUCGACAAGGCCUUGACAGACAUAGACCUGGCCUACAGUUACUCACAGGAAAAGGAGCUCAAGUUCCUUGCUAGCACACUCCGGAGUAUAAAGGUCAAAGUAAUCAAGAACCCUGCUUCACUGUCUGCUGAGCUUCAGCAAAGACUUCUUCCUGUGGUCACAUCCCUCCCCAAGCUCAGACAUCUCUUACUAGAGUGUGACAAGGAUGGACCCAAAUACUGCUCCAUAGUACCACUCCACUCUUCCAUGGAUGUUACAUACAGUCCUGAGAGACUACCACUGUGCUCUAGUUAUAUGCAGAUUGUUGAGAUUCUACCUACCUUGGCUCCCAACAUUGUAAUUGUAGCUCUUGAGGAUGGCUCAGUCAGUACAUGGGAUGUUGAGAGCAGACAGUUGCUGAGACAGAUCGACACAGCAAGGUCAGUUGUUCUUGGUGUUAGGCUCACCACAGAUGAGAAGUACCUUGUGGUUGCCACUACAAAAAACACACUACUAAUUUAUGAUAACCAUAAAUCCUGUUUGUUGUCAGAGGUGGAAGUUAAAGGCUCAAAGCAGUGUGGCAUCACAGGUGGGGUGGCAUUCAUUAAUGGAUUUACCUUAUCCAGCCCCCAUGCCUUAGCUUGGCUGGAGGCCAGUAAAGAUGUCAGUGUGAUUGACCUGCAGUAUGGCUGGCCUUUAUACCAGUUCCAUUGCUGGUAUGAAGUAACCUGUGUUGAAUGCUCCCCGGAUGGGAUGUAUGCUUUCUGUGGGCAAUAUUUAAACACCACUACAGUAUUCCACCUAGGAAGUGGAGAUAAGCUUGCAACAGUGACCUCUGAGUUUUCUGGUGGAUUUGUCAAGUCCAUCCUGGUUCUAGAUACAAUCCAUCAAAUGGUGAUGAUCGACAACGAAGGUAGCCUUUCUGUCUGGAACACCAAAGAUAUCACAAAUCCCAGGCUUAUGGAGGACUAUGACUGCAGAGGGGAUGAUAGUGAGGUGGUAGGUAUAGAAUUAUCUGAGGAUCAGAAAUCAGUACUUAUUUGCAAAGCCAGAAGCAUUGAGGUGCUUGACACAAAGGUUUGGAAGAUGGUAGAGAAGUUUAAGGCCAAACGUAGUGAGAGAUUUGUGGCUGCUGUUCUGUCAAAGAAUGGCCAAAGUAUUGUAGCAUCGAUGGAAAAUACGUCAUCCAUAUUUGUGUGGAGAAGAGACAGUGGGCAAUGCAUGGCUAGUUUAAUAGAGAUUUCAGGAGCCAUCGUCAAGUUGAUCAAGUCAACACACCAUAACUUGCUUUUGUCCGUAGCCAGCAGUGGGGUUCUCUCAGUUUGGGACAUUGAUAUCAUAACAGCAAUGUCAAACAUUGACAAAACAGGCAAACGGAUCCAAAGUGUACAGCUGACAGGCAGAGAAGACUUUGUCUAUACAAUGGAUGGUUCUGAAGCCAUCCAUAAGUGGAACUUCAGCACAGGUUUCAUUGAGAUGGUGUUUAAACAUGAAGGGUUUGUGGAGAACUGUGUCCUUACCACAUCUGGUGACCUUAUGGUGACAUCUGAUGACAAAUGUAGCCAAUAUAUCUGGCAGACUGCCACUGGUGAAAAUAUCUUCCGAAUCAAUGGCCAAAAAAUAUCCCAACUUCUUAUAACCCAUAAUGACCAAUUUGUGGUUUCUCUCUGUGAACAAAAUGCCUCACGUGUCUGGAGGCUUGCUACUGGACACAAAGUGUGUAACAUCUUGGUAACCCUCCAGCAUGCACUCAUCACCACAGCCAACACUUUCCUGGUUGGUACAACUAAAAACAAGCUGUUGGCUGUCAGCUUGUGGUCCGGCAGUGUAUCCAAGAAGUUCGUCUGUGAUGAUGGGAUUACAAUCAUAAAUUUUAAGCUAAUUCCAGACAGUCCAGACUAUGUUGUCUUCAUCACAUCCACAGAGACUGUUUUCAUAUGGAGUGUAGCUGAUGAGUCUGUCUGCAGAAGGGUGCAACUGCCAAGCAACUUCUUAAAGAACUUGGAAGACUUCCAAAUCUCACCAAAUGGAAAGUUGGGAAUUGUAUCUAAAGGAGAUGACAACAUAAAUGUUCUGGAUCUACACAGUGGAAAACUGCGCUUAGUCCAUGCUGCAGGCAUAAUAUGGAGGCAAAAGUUAUCAAGAGAUGGACGGUACUUGGUGUACAUUUGUUUCCGAAAUUGUGAUGAGGACGACGAUGCAGGUGUGGUUUCUAGUUUAAUUGUCAUGCGACUUGCUGAUGGAAAGAGUAUUGGUACCUGUUCUCUCUACAAAACACCAACCUACUUGUGCCUAUCACAACGAGCACUCAACAUUAUUAUUGGCUUUGAGGAUGGUAGCAUUGGGACCUACACAGUUGUGGACCGUGUGGAUGCAGCCCUCAAAAUCAAGAUUGCCACCUCCAACAGCCGGCAGAUUGUUAACAACGCCUCACAGAAAAUACGACCCAAGUGCAGCACCAAUGCCUUCAAGACCAUUGCUGAUUGCAUGUGGAGGGAGUCAACAGAAGUUUUCUCUCGAGAUAGCCCCAUCAAUGUCUCUGACAGUGGGGAGCCUGAAACAACAACACCAACAAAAAAGGCUGAAUUAUUGCAAUGAGCAUUAUUCAGGAAGUUAGUGUUACAGAUGAAUGGGACCAGAUUUGGAUGCAGUUGAUUCUUGUUUACAGCAACCUUGUGAUUCAGUUGCACAAAUCAGUCCUCUGGGUACUACACAGUUGAUACUGGCCAAUUACUAUCACACUGCAGUUAAUUUUUUCAGGUCACUUUCAUCUUCUCUUUUGGUGACUUGUCAUAAUAUGUGCUACAUACAUCUUUUAUAUUUUUCAAAUACAUUGUUUCAUUCAAAUCAAGCCAUAAUAUUACUUUAUAUAGAGACAUAGAAAUGUUAUAUAUUUGUAGCCAUAAUGCAUAUUUGAUUUUAUUAUUAUUAUUAUUAUUAUUAUUAUUAUUAGAAAUGUUCAGUCAUCUCAGUUUCUUAAUGUUCUCUGGAUCAAAGAUUCAACUUGUGUAAGUGUGUACAUAUCUAUUUUGGCUGCUGCAAUUUGUGCAACUCCUUAACAAAGUUAUGUUGUGCUUAAUGCAAUCAAAGAGAGUGCCUGGAUUUUAAGAAAUUUUCUUAUAAACACUAAUGAUUAAAAAGAUGCAGGGAAUUUCUAAAAACAAAACCUUGAUAUAGAUAUUCAUAAAUACAAUAAACAUGCUACAAUAUACAAACAAUGAAUAGAAAAUUUGAUUCAUUCAGAAUUGCCAGUCAUUACAGCAGAAUGAUUUCAGGAAAGUUAUAUAUUAUUAAGGCUGUUUAUAUUAUGUUACUGCUUUCAUUGUAUCAAACUGAAUUGAAGGAUGGAAUGGAAAAUAUCACUAACUGAAACUCUUGCAUAUUGUUAGUUGGAAUAUACUGUUACUGAGUAUUUAACUUUGUGUGUAGCAUCUGACAAGGAGUAUAAACGCCUUAAAAAGUGGUGUAAUAAGUUAUGCCAAGUUUUGUUUGUUGCUGUUUUACAUGUCACUAGUAAGGCAUUGUGGGAACGCGUGAUAGUAGAAAAAAAAAAGAAUAUUUAGUAUUUUCAUGUUAUAGAUGACUUAGAAAUGUAUAGAUAUAUGUAUUUACAAACAAGGUUGUGACAAGCCAGUUUUAAGGGGUUGCACUUUAUUUGGGACAGUUGUUCAUUACAGCUGAUGUAGAGUAUAUCAAGAACACAAUGACACAAAUAUUCAUCUACAAACUGUUGGUUGAGUAAGGCGAAUGAAGAUUUUAAUUUGAUCUUUUCGUUAAGGGUAUAUUCUGGCAUGCUCAAUAAUGAUCAACCAUGCCCCAUCAAUCUCCUCCAUAACUUCAAGGGCUAUUCCGACAAAUUGUAUGUUUACUUCUGAAACUGUUGAGAAAUAUGCCCAUUUACAAGUAAUAACCUAUAGCAUUAUUCAGGGUUGACACUUUUCACCCAUCAAAGUACAAAUUUUCAAAACAAAAGAAAUAUUAUUAAAAUAAAUUUUAAAAAGUUGUAUUAAAAUAUAUAGUGUGCCAAAGUUGUUCCUUUUUUUGUAUUACUUUAUUUCUUUACAAAUGAAUUAUGCUUUGUGACUUAUGUUAAUUGUAAAAGACAAAACCUAUUACCUUUGCAGACAACCUUCGAUAAGCCCAUGUUGUACUGAAAUCCCAGAGUAUAUCUGAAUGUGUCACUAUGAGAACAGAACGUGGCAUAUUACAAUAUAUGUUAUGUGACAUGAAUGACUUAUUACAAACAUGUUUGCAGAACAUGGUGGCAUAACUGGCAAUGAAUGUGUUUAUUGUAUUGUUUGUAUAGUCAGCACUGAAAUCCCUGUUUAGAGAUUUAUAUAUUUUCAUAAAUGUUGUACUUACAUUUUGUUACAAAGUUGUUUUAAAAAAAAAGAAAAGAGAAAACUUAUGUCUGAAGCAAUAUGAAAUAGUGUGUAU